This is a messenger RNA of Mesorhabditis spiculigera, 480 nucleotides long. The record is from the annotation of a GenBank genome assembly. Lineage: Eukaryota; Metazoa; Nematoda; Chromadorea; Rhabditida; Rhabditidae.
AUGGAUGAUGACGUAGAUUAUGGCGACGCUUCACGCUACGUCAACGACGUCUCAAUCGAAUUAGCCUGGGCAGCAAAGGCAUACGAACGGGCCGGCGUACAUAUGAACCUGCUAAUGUCGUGCAAGACGGAUGGGUUGCGGCUUCACCGCGAACAUGACGAAGUCUACCAGGCCUUCCGUGCGGGCUGGCCCGAUCUCGACGUUCAAGCGAUUACCGAAGACGACCUGAAAUCAGAGGAUGCGAAGAAUCGGUGGCGAGAGUUCUGCGAUAAGUUUAAGGAAGUCGACGAUUUCAACCUGGGUACGUUACUACGAAAGGAUGCCGGACAGGCUUACACCGAGAACAACUGCAUCAUUGCCCCGAAGAUAAUUUUCCUCGCAAUCGAGGGUGCCCGUAACCGCGAAGGGAUCAAUGAACGGAAUAAAGAAUCCUACAUUGCCGACUAUAAAAGAAGUGAAGCCGUCGCGGCCUCGAUGCGG